AUGUCACUCUUUCCUGUCCAGCCACCCACCUUUUUGGCCCUGUCCAACCCGGCGAUGGAAGGCCGGAUUCGCGACCAUGCCAACCGCUCGCUAUCCAGCCUGUCGCUGCCUCGGCCCGGAGGACUCCACGGCACGGCUAAACGCAGGCUAUUACUCAUUUACAUCCAUGGUUUCAUGGGAUCGGAAGCCAGCUUUCAUGACCUUCCAGCCCACAUUCACGAUUUAGUGACAGGGUUACUGAGCGAGUCGCAUGUGGUCUUCACUCGUAUCUAUCCUCGCUACAAGUCUCAUGGCGAAUUACAAACGGCAGUGAAUCAAUUCAGCGCCUGGCUGUCACCUCAUGAAGCCGAUGAUCUGGAUGUUAUCCUGCUCGGACAUAGUCUGGGCGGGAUCCUUGCUGCGGACGUUGCACUUCUGCAACACCAAGGGCGACCGAAGCACCACAUCUUGGGGCUUGUGAAUUUUGAUGUCCCCUUUCUGGGGCUGCACCCUCGCGUCAUUCCUACCGGAAUCAUGGGCUCAGUUCCGAAGAAAGACAUAGCCGUGGAAGACCAACUAGCGGGUGAACAGGAAUCUCUCGGACUAGAACCCGCCUACAAACCCGUCACAACAAAUCCCAACUUUGACCCUCCCUUUAUGAACGAUGUGCGCCUGAUCCAACGAGGAUUUGUCAAGGGUGUGAUGCAUUUUGUCAAUAAGAACGCAGACAACCUCUCACGGUCCAUUUUCGACCGACUUGUAUCGCCGGUUAAAUUUGCAGGCUGUGUCAAUAAUUACUCUGAGCUUCGUCAGCGACAUCAACGCCUGAUGGAGUUGGAAGCAGCUGAAUAUAGCCCCGCAAGAGUACGGUUUGUCAACUACUACACCACUAGCACUGGUCGAAUACCGCGAAAAGCCAAAGAGGAGUCCACACAAGACAUCGCCGAUGAACCCGCGGGGGCCUCUAUAGUCGAGUCUUCUUCCGAGAAGCCGCCAGAGAGGCCGGCAGAAAACGACAUCAAUAAUCGCAAUCAAACCGAGCCGCCAUUCUCGCGGGAAUCUUCAGCGGGACAGAAUGCCUCGAAAGGAUCAGAGACAGCGCCAUCUUCAACAAGCACAUUAGCACUCGACGAACUGAGUCUGAACUCCGUAUCAUCCGACUACACUCUGGCAGCACAGGAAACUAGUUCUCAGAAGGAUUAUCCAUCGCCCAAAACCCCAAGCAUCACAUCUUCCGCGAAGCUCGACUCAAAAAGCGAAACCUUGUCAGAGAGCGUUUCCCUCUCGACGUCACAGUCCGAUCUCAGUUCAGAGACCUCAAAACGGAAACUCCGCAAGUUCAUCCUCUUGCCCUCUCAUCACUGGAAACAUAACGACAAUUCUCACUGGACCCCUGUUUUAAUGGAGGAUAUGAAUGAAGUGACAGCGCAUCAGUCCAUGUUCGUACCACAGGGUGCAAACUACGACUACCUCGUUGGAGAUACUGUGGCGCUGAUCGAGCAAUGGGUUCAGUCUGAUCUGAGCCGACGGUUGCUCCAAGAGAGUCUCGAUUAG
Molecule: messenger RNA, 1533 nt
Organism: Penicillium canariense
Lineage: Eukaryota; Fungi; Ascomycota; Eurotiomycetes; Eurotiales; Aspergillaceae
Exons: 2
Coding region: 1-1533 (510 amino acids)
Source: RefSeq, a predicted model, not a curated record